Molecule: messenger RNA, 2435 nt
Organism: Lingula anatina
Lineage: Eukaryota; Metazoa; Brachiopoda; Lingulata; Lingulida; Lingulidae
Biological process (GO): adenylate cyclase-activating G protein-coupled receptor signaling pathway; activation of adenylate cyclase activity; hormone-mediated signaling pathway
Cellular component (GO): plasma membrane
Molecular function (GO): protein binding; G protein-coupled peptide receptor activity
Source: RefSeq, a predicted model, not a curated record
GUCCAGUGCUUCGCAGGGCCAUGCAUGCAUAUUAACACUAAGGAUGACAGGUACCCGGACUGCCCAGGUUUAUCACAAGAGGAUGAGCCCAUCGAAGCCAUUCCUUAUGCCAAGGAAACCAGCUGCGAAUCCAGCACAUUCAGCCAACAAAUCAACUUCACAUAUUGCCCAUCUCUAGACCAAAUCAGAUGUACCCCUGGUCAUACCCACUGCUUUCCUCGUCAUUUGGCCUGUAUUCACGAUAAAGUGCAACAGAAAGCGUUAAAUGAUUGUAGACAUUUUGAGCAUCUUCAACAGUGCCAGACGUAUGAAUGCCCCAGUAUGUUUAAAUGUCCGAACACAUACUGCAUUCCAUUGCGCCAGGUCUGCGACGGGGAAAAAGAUUGUCCUCGCGGGGAAGACGAGGAUAAUGCAAGAUGCACCAAUUAUACGUGUCCAGGACAUUUUCGGUGUAGAGGAGAACGCCAGUGUGUGCACCAGAGUGAAGUUUGCAAUGGUGUAGUGAAUUGUAAACACUCGAAUGACGACGAAGCUUUCUGUGACAUAAAUGCAACCUUAUCCAAUGGUUGCAAGCACAAAGGAUACUUUUUGGACUGCACGGGGAAAAGAUUAAGUUCCAUACCUAAGUAUUCUCCUGAUAUUAGGGGGCUGGAUUUUGCCAGAAACAAUUUGUCUCUUUGGAGUAAAGCGUUUAAAGGAUACUUUUUAUUAGUGAGACUCGAUAUCAGUUUCAACAAUUUGAAAACGAUUCCGCCUAGGGUAUUCUUACACUUAAGAAAUGUUUUAUAUCUAGAUCUUUCGUACAAUCGGAUAGCAGCUUUUGCUUCCGAUGUCUUUACUGGAAUGAUCAACCUUCAACACUUGAUUCUUGAAGGAAACUCUCUGCAAAUGAUUGAACCCGGUGCAUUUGAAGGCUUAGGAAGCUUAAGGAUUUUGAACCUCAGCUUCUUUAAUAUCAACGUUUUGUCAAGAGAUACUUUCAGAGGCUUGGAAUCUCUUUCUGUUCUUAACAUAAGCCAUAAUGCAUUAUCGUCCGUGGCAGACGGUGCAUUCAGGGGACUGCCAAGACUUAAGGUUUUAGAUAUAUCAGGUAACAAGGACGCUCUGGUAGAACCUGAGGCAUUUGUAGAGCUUAGCGCAGAGACACUGAAGUCCGAUCAAUUUGGUAUUUGUUGCCUGGCUCAGCGGAAGGGUAAUGUUGGCGUUUGCUUUCCCCCAAAAGACGAGUUCUCCUCCUGCUCUGACCUGUUGCAAAAUCAAUUUCUGCAGGUGUCCAUCUGGGUUAUGGGAAUUUUAGCAUGCUUGGGUAAUGCAGUCGUGCUCAUAUAUUGGCUAAGAUAUAGAGACUCUGCUGCCUCUAGUAUAUUGGUCAUGAAUCUUGCCUUGUCGGACCUCUUGAUGGGGGUUUACCUUGUCAUUAUAGCCGCAGCCGACACUAGCUACCGUGGUUUUUACGCCUCUCAAGCCACCAAAUGGAUGUCUAGUGGUCUGUGUAAAUUUGCAGGAUUUCUGUCCAUGGUUUCCAGUGAAAUGUCUGUGGUGAUCUUAGUUUUGAUCACGACAGAUAGACUGGUGUCUAUUGUAUAUGCCAUGAAGAUUCAAAAGAUGGACACGAAGGCGAGCUUAUUGAUGACUGGUCUCAGUUGGGUCGUAGUUGUUAUGGUAAGUACAGUCCCUCUUAUUGAAGUCGGUUACUUCAAAGAUUUUUACGGACAUAACUCGGUCUGUUUGCCGUUCACGUUGAGCAGGGUUGAGUUCGGGGGCAGGGAAUACGCCUACGUAAUAUUCGUAUUUUUCAAUUUUACUGCCUUUCUUUUCAUCUCUUCUGCCUAUGUUGCCAUUCUGAGACAUGUCUAUCAAUCGAGGAAGCAAUCUGGGAGAGAAGAGACACAUAGGGAUGUGCAGUUAUUAAAAAGGGUCUCUCUGAUUUUGAUAACCGACUUUUUGUGCUGGGUCCCAGUUACGGUGCUUGGGAUUUUGAGCAUGGCAGGCGUCCCAAUUAAUCCUGAGGUCUCAAGUUGGGUCGCAGUCUUUAUCUUACCUGUCAACUCCGCCAUGAACCCGAUAUUAUACACUCUUGCCAAUAUCAAGAUAUGUGGGAAACUAAAGAAGAAAAAACGAGAAACCCAGAUACAAACCAGGAACACAUGCUUGUGAGAACACUAUGCGAGUCAUUCCGAAGAAUAUGCUCACCUGAUUCACUUGAUAAUAUAUACCAUCUUUCCGGACUGUAGCCUCGAUUGUGAUACGAUAACGCACAGUGAAUGCCUAUCCCGGGAAGUUGAUUUGGGUUUGCUGAAAUCAUAAUGGAAAAAGGAAUCACAAUUCAUCAGCCAUCAUGUACGAUACAUGGUGUAUCAAGUGAGCAGAUUCAGCAAUUAAAUUUAUUUUCACGAAUGAACAUCCCCCCCCCCCCCAAAAAAAAAAAAAAAAAA